UCUUCAAAACGCCAGCGUUUUAGAAGCGCUCCAAGCAUGAUCCCAAGUCCCAACCGUUCAUUCCCACGUGGUUUUAGAGGGAGACGCUGCUGCCUCCCCAAGUCCCUUUCUUCAAUCUUCCAGAUUUGUUACAAAGUGUCUCUGUCGUUUUGGUCGAUAAAAAACGAGACCACAACGAGAAGGAAAAACACAGAGGAAGGCCGAUGAUGAUGGCGGUCACGGCAGUCAGACUUCGAGGUUCAGAAGCCUUCUUUAUUGGGUCCCAAAUUCAGCGAUGCCAAAUGAAAAUAAUGGGUAUGAUUCUUCCAUCACUGUUGUCUAGCAACCACUCCAACUCCAUUUCUUCAUCUAGCAGUAACAGUAGCAGUAGCAGUAGAUAUAAACACAAAAAUGAUGAUGCUUCUUCUUCUUUCAGAAACAUUGAUGUUGCCCUUGCUUCUUUCAAUCAAAUGCUUCAUAGGAAACCCCUGCCUUGUAUCAUCCAAUUCAAUCAAUUAUUAUCUGCAAUUGUCAAAAUGAGACAGCAUUACGAUGCUGUGAUUUCUCUUUCCAAACAAAUGGAAUUAGCUGGGCUCUCUCCUAAUACUUGUACGCUUAAUAUCUUGAUUAAUUGCUUCUGCCAGUUGCAACGUAUUGAUCUUGGGUUCUCUGUCUUGGCCAAAGGCAUUAAACUUGGUCUUCAACCCACCAUUGUCACAUUUACCACCUUAAUCAAUGGGCUCGGUAAGGUGGGUAAAUUUGCCCAAGCCGUGGAAUUAUUUGAUGACAUGGUGGCAAGAGGGUGUCAACCUGAUGACUACACUUAUACUACGAUUAUCAAUGGCUUAUGUAAGAUUGGGGAAACUGCACUGGCUGCUGGAUUGUUUAAGAAAAUGGAAGAGGCAGGCUGCCAGCUGAAUGUGGUGACAUACAGUACACUCAUCCACAGUCUUUGCAAAUACAGGCGGGUGAAUGAGGCUUUAGAUAUCUUCUCUGAUAUGAAGGCUAAAGACAUUUCCCCAACAAUUUUCACUUACACCUCUCUGAUCCAGGGCUUAUGCAAUUUCAGCCGAUGGAAGGAGGCUUCGGCAUUGCUAAAUGAAAUGACGAAUUUGAAUAUCAUGCCAAAUGUUGUCACCUUCAACGUGCUAGUUGAUACAUUUUGUAAAGAAGGCAAGGUUUUAGCGGCUGAAGGUGUGUUAAAAACAAUGACUGAAAUGGGUGUGGAGCCUGAUGUAGUGACUUACAAUUCUUUGAUGUAUGGAUAUUCCAUGUGGACGGAAGUUGUUGAAGCUAGAAAGCUUUUCGAUGUUAUGAUAACCAAGGGUUGUAAACCUGAUGUUUUUAGUUACAGCAUCUUAAUUAACGGAUAUUGUAAGGCCAAAAGGAUAGAUGAGGCCAAGCAACUUUUUAAUGAAAUGAUUCAUCAAGGCUCAACUCCGAACAAUGUUAGUUACAACACUCUUAUUCAUGGAUUAUGCCAAUUAGGCAGACUUAGGGAAGCACAAGAUCUUUUCAAGAAUAUGCACACUAAUGGAAACCUCCCAAAUUUAUAUACUUACGCAAUAUUGCUUGAUGGCUUUUGCAAACAAGGGUAUCUUGGUAAGGCAUUGAGAUUGUUUCGAGCAAUGCAAAGUACUUACUUGAAGCCUAAUUUGGUGAUGUAUAACAUCCUAGUUAAUGCCAUGUGCAAAUCCGGGAAUCUUAAAGAUGCAAGGGAACUGUUUUCAGAACUCUUUGUCAAAGGGUUGCAGCCUAAUGUUCAGAUAUACACUACAAUAAUAAAUGGACUUUGUAAAGAAGGGUUGUUAGAUGAAGCAUUAGAAGCUUUCCGAAAUAUGGAAGACGAUGGCUGCCCUCCAGAUGAAUUUUCUUAUAAUGUUAUUAUCCGAGGAUUUCUCCAGCACAAGGAUGAAUCAAGGGCAGUGCAUCUUAUCGGUGAAAUGAGAGACAGAGGUUUCAUUGCAGAUGCGGGAACCACAGCUUGAUAGAAGAUCUGUUAUCUAAUGAAGACAAUCUUGUUCUGAAGAAGUAUCUAGGCUUACGUGAAGUCGUCAUGGUGAAAAAGGCUUAUGUCAAUUUUUCAUGCUGCUAAUUCACACUGCAAAUAUUAGAAUGUUCUCAAUUACUGUUGCCUUAUGGAUGCAAGUGGAUGCUACCCCCAAUUCUGCAAAUGAGAAACAAAUAAAUACGCAAACAGCCCUGUGGGGAAGCGCGGCGAGUUGAGUGGAGUAAGAUUCAGACACCUACUGAUGAAGUAGUGGUUCCAUAUGAUACCUUGGAGUCAGCUCCUGAGGACCCAGAGGAAACCAAGAAGCUUUUUGACAAGCUUGUUGUUUUGCAGGUUAAUGGAGGUUUGGUUUGGGGACAACAAUGGGAUGCACUGGUCCUAAAUGUGUAAUCUUUUGUUUGUUAUGCUGUCAAAUUGCUAGGGAAAAAAGAAG
Molecule: messenger RNA, 2423 nt
Organism: Populus nigra (black poplar)
Lineage: Eukaryota; Viridiplantae; Streptophyta; Magnoliopsida; Malpighiales; Salicaceae
Product: pentatricopeptide repeat-containing protein At1g62930, chloroplastic-like
Exons: 4
Coding region: 204-1967 (587 amino acids)
Molecular function (GO): protein binding
Source: RefSeq, a predicted model, not a curated record